AUGUCAGUCAUUUCAGAGAUUCAGUCACAUCUGCAAAGAACGCUGCCCUCGAUCCAUGAUAUCCCACAUUUCAGGGACGUUAGGGGCCCAACAGAUCGGGCGGAUAUGGAUAGAGUUCUAAGAGAGCUUGUUUUUAGAUACCUGUAUUUUGCGAUUACUAAAAAAGGUGAAUACCUGGAAGUUUUAUUCCCAGAUGGUGGAAAAGGUGAUGAACCUGAUGAAUUCCCACAUAGUUUUGAAGACGCUUUAAACGAGAUGGAUGCAUCUGUAUUUAGGGACGAUUCAUUUUACAAAAUUGUUGAACCUAAGUUCUAUCAACAUUGCGGUAGGUAUUGUGGUAGGAAGUUUAAAGUGGGUGAACCUAUUUACAGAUGCCAUGAGUGUGGAUUUGAUGAAACCUGCGUUCUUUGUAUUCAUUGUUUCAACUCUAAGGAUCAUGAAAACCAUCACGUUUACAUGGACAUUUGCUCAGAAUUUUCUAACGGUAUCUGUGAUUGUGGUGAUACUGAAGCAUUUGUGAAUCCAUUGCAUUGUAAAGCUGAAGAAGAGGAUAGUGAGCCGCAUGAAGAUGAUAGUCCUGAAAGCGAUGUUUUCUUAACAGGAGAGAUGGGACAAUUGUUCGAAGUUGUAUUAGCAGAGGUUUUUGAUCAUUUCAUAGACGUUUUCAAUCAAAAUAUUGAACCUCUCCCCACUUUACAAAAGGAUAUCACUUUAAAAUUAAGAGAAAUGAUCCAACAGGGUAGACUGACGGAAAGGGCUCAAUUUCUGAACGAGUUAGCCUAUAGUAAUGACUACUUGAAGGCAACUAUGCCAAAUAGAGAUGAAUCACUUGGGACAGUGGAAGAUCUGAAAAAUUAUACCGCCAUUAUUUACAACGAUGAAUAUCAUAACUAUUCACAAGCGACUACUGCUUUAAGACAAGGUGUUCCUGAUAACAAACAUACAGAUUUACUCACUUCAAGGAUAGAUAGUGAAGGUAGAGCCAUGUUAAAAUGCUCUACCGAUUUGUCAGCAGUCAUUGGCGGAUUUUUUGCAGUGCAAACCAAUGGCUUAAGUGCAACUCUAACCUCCUGGCCAGAAUACAUUCAUCAGGAAACUUGCAAAUACCUGAUACUGUGGUUGAACCAUUGUUUAAGCAUACCAAACUCCAAAUUCCAGAAUGGAUUUAGAAGAGCUAUGGGAGAAGUUUUAUGUGCUCCUUAUGAUCGUGCAUCCCAAGCAGUUGAUAAAACCCCAGUCGUUCGCAAAUAUUUUGCCAAUAAGUUCAACGAGGCAGAUCCCUAUAAAUAUGCGGAUCUUUCAAUUUUAGCUGAAGGUAAUCAAAUACCUUUAGGUCAUCAUAAGUCAUUACCUGAUUCAAGUACCGAUUCCAUUUCACCAACUUUGAAUGUGGUAGUAAGCCCAACUUCCAGAUAUUACCAGAACUCCAGAUUACAGCAUAUCCUUUAUUUUGAUAACAGAUAUUGGAAAAAAUUGAGGAAAGAUGUACAAAACGCUAUUAUCCCUACAUUGGCGUUCAACAUCCAUUACAAGCAACUAUUCUGCCACCAAGUAGUGGAAAUUUUCAAUCACAUCAACAGAUCGGUAGCAUUUAUGGAUCGUGAACCCCAGUUGACUUCUAUUAGAGAAUGUAUCGUUCAACUUUUCACAAGUCCUUCAAAUGCUAUGAUGGUUUUUGAAAAUGGAACCUUUGACGAUAUUAUGUGGUCUGUGAUUGAUAUAUUUACUGAAUUUUCGAAAUUAGAAGGUGGAUCUCUAAUAUGGCAAAGGGUUCAGAAGAGUAAUCCAACGAAGAGUUAUGGAGUCGUUUUUAGACAAGGACUUUAUGCUGUGGAGACUCUUUUGAGCAAAGUGACGGACUGUAACAUUAUUCUCAGACCUAAAGAAUUCAUCUCGGCGGUGACUUUGUUCAAAUUAUUUAACGGAGCAUGGAAAAUAAAGAGGAAAGAAGGUGAGCAUGUUCUACAUGAAGAUCAGCACUUUAUUCCUUAUUUGGAAUAUACUACUUCAAUUUACAGCAUUAUUCAAACGAUGGAGAAAGUGUUGGAACAUUCCCGAGACAAUAUUGAUGAGUCCUUACUUUUGAAUGCCAUUAGAUUAUUGACUACCUUUUUAGGCCACAAGACUCUGACUUACAAGCUGGUCUACGAUUCUCAUGAAAUCAUAAAGUUUGAAGUGAGCAAACAACGAGUGGCCUUUAUGAACCCAGUCCACACUUUAUAUUCAUUUUUGAUAGAAAAGAUUGGUUUAGACAAGGCACUCAAUGCUACACAGGAUUGUACUGAUUUCUUGAAAGUUUCCGAUUUUUCUUUGAGGUCGGUGGUACUAUGUUCCCAGAUUGAUGUUGGAUUUUGGGUUAGAAAUGGUAUGUCUGUUUUGCACCAAUCUUCUUACUACAAGAAUAACGCUGAAUUGAGUUCUUACUCUAGAGAUAUCCAUCUCAACCAGUUGUCGUUUUUAAGAGAGGAUGAUGAUCUGCCCAGAGUCAUAUACAAUAUGCUUGAUAGAUGGGAAUUACUCGAUUGGUUCUCUGGUGCGGCGGAUUACGAUCACACGGUCUACGAUGAUAAAGUUGCCGCCAUAACCCAGCAAUUCAUUGCUUUUGUGUAUCAAGUGCUUACUGAAAGGCAAUUUUUCAAGAAAUAUUCAUCUGCUAAGGAGAAAAGGAUGGAUAACAUCAAAAAUGCUCUCAUUUACAACUUGUGCAUCAAGCCUUUGUCUUAUUCUAGACUUCUAAGAUCUGUACCAGACUAUUUGACUGAGGACUCAUCUGAGUUAGAGAGUGCAUUGGAGGAAGUUUCAGAUUUUGUGGAACCAAAGGGUUUGGCCGAUAGUGGUGUUCUCAAGUUAAAAGAUCAUCUAUAUUCUAAGAUUGAUCCUUUGAAACUUCUAAACAUGGAGAAUGAGUUUGAGACCACCGCAAAAAUUAUAAAGACUCACUUGGCUAAAGAUAAAAUCAGUGCUACCAAAAUCGUUCUUCAUCCUCAGAUCCUACCACCGAGCCAGCUGGAUGAAAAGGCAGCUGAACUGGGUAAGUUCACUAGGUGCGAUGUUUUUGCAAAAUUGAUUUACAAACUGCUUCAAGUCUGUAUUGAUAAGCAAGAAGGUACGUUUUUGUACGAGCUUUUGCAUCUAAUCCAUGGUAUUUUUAAAGAUGAUGAACUCUGUAAUGGUAAGGAUUCUCUUCCACAGGCUUAUCUCUCAAAACCAAUUUGUAAUCUGCUUCUAAGCAUUGCAAACUCUAAGGCGGAUGUGUUCUCUGAAUAUGUCAUGCGCAAAGCAGACUUCUUAUUAGAACAUAUGAUUUUGAAGAGACCAGCUGAAGUGUUUGACUCUUUAAUCACUAGCUUUGGCAGGCAAUAUGUGGAUGAUUACAAGACCAGGAAGAUGAAUCAAGGUGUCAACAUAGAGGAAGAUGAAAAGGCUAGAAAGAAGAGGCUGAUCAAAAAGCGUCAAGAAAAGCUUAUGGCCAAAUUUAACACUCAACAGAGUAAAUUCAUGAAAGAAAAUGAAUAUCAGUUCUCAAGUCAAGCUGGAAAUGGUCUGGAUGAAGAAACAGAUGAGAACAAGAUUUCAGAGAGCGAAGAAUUCACAUGUUCUCUCUGUCAAGACAAUACUUCUCCCGACUUGUUUGUGAUUCCAGCAUAUCAUGAUCAAACGCCUAUUUUCAGAACGGGGAACAUUUUGAACGUCAAAGAAUUUGCUGUUCCUUGGCAAGGUUUUUACAAUGAUGACCAGAAACUCGCAUAUGAUGAUGAUAAUACCGCUCAGGAGAGUUUGGGUGUCAAUGGGUCUCUAGGUUCCAGAAAGGUUGUUGUGUCUUGUAAUCACAGCAUUCAUCAUGGUUGUUUCAAGAGAUACGUUCAAAAGAAAAGGUUUUCAACUAACUCUUUCAUUUGCCCAUUGUGUCAGACAUUUUCAAACUGUGUUUUACCAAUUCGCCAUGUAUCUAAGGUGAACACCGGUCUAUCUACUGAAGGAUUAUUAAGUGAAGAAGUAUCGGUUGAUGUUUUGGCAAGGCUUUUGGAAACCUUUAGUGCUUCGGAUUUCAAGAACGUUUAUUCCACAUUUAAUUUGGUAGCACUUCACUCGCAUUCUUAUGACAAGAACGCUCGUAACAUGCCUGGGUUUCAAAAUUCCGACACAGCUUAUAUUCUCUCAGUUCAUUGGGCUAACACUAUUUCCAUGUUGGAAAUUGCUGCCAGGUUAGAUGAACCUUCUAGGGGUAAUCUUUUGAAGAAUAGGGAACAAAAGUACAAAACUUUGAAGAACAUUCUGAUCUGUAUUGUAUUGAUGUGUUACAGUUUGGGUAAACCAAAUCCAGAGUUUAGACCUUAUGAGAAUAAGGAUGGUGUUGUAUGGAAUCAAAACCAGUUGUUCCAGUACAUUGUUAACAAGUGUCUGUUUUCUGCAGAACCAUUGCGUGAAACUGUUACGCAUGCAUUGGUCAACUUUUCCAAGCAAUUGGUUACGGAAUUUAUCAAGGGAAUUGACCUUUCCAACGUUGAGCACAUGCAUGAAAAAGCUGUGGAGCUUGAUGGUCUUCACCAAAUUGGCAACGAUGACUUGUUAGACACCUUGAAGGGGGUGUGUGCUCUUGGUGUAAGUGAUACUGAAUUAUCCAAGAAAGUAUACGAUUUGGCUUAUACAUCCCUUUUGAAAAAUCUUUAUCCAACUCUGAGAAGAUGUUUGGUAAUGCUUAAAUGUUUCCAUGAACUGCUGAGAACAUCUCAUGACGAGCCACUCUGUGUUAAUGGUAUUAACUUUGAAGAUGAUGAAAUUUCGCAAUCGUUACCUCACUUUGUGGACAAAGCUAUGAGUGCGCUAACAGAGUUUGAUUCGUUGAACCCGCUCCUGGCUCAAGGCAUUCCCAACAUGAAACCAGUGGAGGAUUCAUAUCUGGUAGACAUUCCAUAUGAGCACUGUGGUAUUAUCAAGUUAAUUGAUUUGGCCAAAUAUCUAAACACCUAUGUGACGAAUUCUAAGCAGAUCAAAUUGCGUGAAGAGCAUUCACUUCGUAUGAAAAAUGUCAAGAAUCGUCUAGAUUAUAAGAUCUGCUUGACUUGUGGUGUUAAAGUUCAUCUAAGGCCGGAUCGUCAUGAAAUGUCGAAGCAUUUACUCAAGUACUGCUUCAAACCGUUCGGUGCAUUUUUGGUUCCUAACACUAGCGAAGUAUGUUUGUUUCUAUCACAACCUACUUCGACAGUCUUUAUCUCUGCACCUUAUUUGAAUUCACACGGUGAAGCUGGUAGAAAUGCAAUGAGAAGGGGUGAUCUAACAAUCUUAAAUCUAAAGCGCUACGAAUACUUGAAUCUGUUAUGGGUUAACAAUGAGAUUCCUGGUUACAUCAGCAGAGUCAUGGGUGAUGAAUUUAGAGUCAACAUUUUGUCUAAUGGCUUCUUUUUUGCCUUCAACAGAGACCCUCGUCCCAGAAGGGCACCAGCUGCUGGUAACGGUAGUGAUGAUGAUGAAGAGGAAGAUGAGGCAGAUGAAGCAGAAUUUUACAGUGGACAUUCUAGCGAGGAAGAUGAGAGAGAUAUUGAAAUGGGUGAGGAUCGUAUUGGAGGUUUGUUUGGAGGUCCCGAGGGUGGUAACGUUCGUGGGUUCCUUCAAGUGUUUGAAAAUCUACAAAACGUCGUCGGUAAUGGAAUCAAUGGAGACGAUGCUCAGUUUGCCGCACCGAUAUUACAGUUUUUCCCACCUCAAUUUGGUGCUCUCAACGCACAACGUAAUUUAGGUGCGGAUGCAGAUGAAGAUGACGAGGUGCUUGAUGAUGUAGCAGAUGUAGAAGGUGAUGAACCCACUCAAAGUGAAUGA
Zygosaccharomyces rouxii is the source of this 5817-nucleotide messenger RNA. RefSeq names its product E3 ubiquitin-protein ligase UBR1 (gene UBR1). The record is from RefSeq and is a predicted model, not a curated record. Bases 1 to 5817 code for a protein of 1938 amino acids. The transcript has a single exon. Gene Ontology annotation, cellular component: ubiquitin ligase complex; cytoplasm. NCBI's taxonomy places the organism in Eukaryota, Fungi, Ascomycota, Saccharomycetes, Saccharomycetales, Saccharomycetaceae. Gene Ontology annotation, molecular function: ubiquitin protein ligase activity; zinc ion binding. Gene Ontology annotation, biological process: ubiquitin-dependent protein catabolic process via the N-end rule pathway; protein ubiquitination.